Molecule: messenger RNA, 1151 nt
Organism: Closterium sp. NIES-67
Lineage: Eukaryota; Viridiplantae; Streptophyta; Zygnematophyceae; Desmidiales; Closteriaceae
Source: the annotation of a GenBank genome assembly
CUUCAUCAAUCAGAACAGCAUCAGCGGCCCGCUUCCCCCCACCAUCACUCGCCUUCGCAAGCUUCGCAUCCUCUUCAUGAGCAGCAACCCAAAGCUCACUGGACAGCUGCCUCGCAACCUAGGCAACAUGGUUGGACUCACGGACCUGGUGAUGGAGUUCUGCAAUUUCUCCGGCCCCAUCCCAGCGUCCAUCACCCGCCUCUCCCGCCUGCAGCGCCUCCUGCUGGACAACAACUACUUUCGGGGACCAGUGCCUGAUGGCAUCAGCAGGCUCACAAAUCUCACCAUUCUGUACCUGGAGCGCAACUUCCUCUACGGCACGUUUCCCGCUGGCAUCUCUCGCUUGCCCAAACUGGCCUACCUCAAUCUGCACGACAACAUGUUCACAGGCCCCCUCCCCACCAACUUCCCUGGCACGUGGUUCAUCCAAUGGGGGCAGUACAACCUGCGGAACAACUUCUUCAACGGGCCCGCGGUGGUAACCGCGGGCGGGCAGCCCUUCUGCCCGGUCAACGCCACCUAUAAAGCUAUCUUCUUUGAGUCAUCUCUCGCUAAGAACUGUUUGACUUACCCCGAGGGGAGCCCAUGUGUGAAAGCAGGGGUGGUGCAGCCGCAGGUGCCUACUAACGUGUGUAAGCGUUUUUGUAACGCGGACACAAACACAUGCGGGGGGAAGGGGUACUGCUGGUUUGGCGGUGGGAGGCACCCGUCUUGCGACUGCUUUAGAGGAUACAAGCCCACUGCUGACAAGCAGUCUUGUGUGAAAGCAUGAUGUUCCCUUUAUACCGGUGCACGUGUGUGUGAAAGCUUGUCUAUAGGCUGAUUUUUUGUGACGACCUUUCCAGGUUUAGGUUGUACCAUAGCAAUGGGUGUAAGAUUCCAUAUGCAUCACACAAUAUCCACUCAAUACAUAACUGAUUUGUUGGGCGCAGAGCUGUUGGGCUGAGAAAAGCCCUUAGGAUCUUUUCAGAGACUAAGUCCCAGUUGUACAAGAUACUUGAGUAGUGCAGCGGAAGUUGAGUAGUUGAACCCUUGCACUACUCUCAUACCAUGUUGGGCUGAGAAAAGCCCUUAGGAUCUUUUCAGAGACUAAGUCCCAGUUGUACAAGAUACUUGAGUAGUGCAGCGGAAGUUGAGUAGUUGAACCCUUG